AUGUGGUUCAAGCAAAAUUUGCCGACAGACGUGGACGUCCUCACAGUUGAUGAUAUCCGUGUCCUAAUUGGCAGGUACCUGUGUCGUUUCAAAACCGGUAGCAAAGCAGAUGAAAAGGAACUGGAAAACUGCUCCAUCUCAAUGUCUGUUGAUAUGACGAAUGAAUUCCUAAAACGGGAAGCCCAUGAAUUCUCUUCGAUGGGCCUUUCCGUUCCCGACCUCACUUCGAAGCCGAAUCUCGAGAAGCUCAGGAACUGGAAUGGCGAAGCCGACAAAAUGAUGUCAAUCUCAAUGGCCCUGGUGAAAAAGACCUAA
Molecule: messenger RNA, 315 nt
Organism: Mesocestoides corti
Lineage: Eukaryota; Metazoa; Platyhelminthes; Cestoda; Cyclophyllidea; Mesocestoididae
Source: the annotation of a GenBank genome assembly